AACAUGAUCAUGUAGAGGUUUCGUCACCUAAAUCAUUGAAAAUCUCCCCGUUUUCUAAUACUGGAAGCGGCUGGGGAUAUAAUCAAAAUAAUAAUUUUGUUAGUGAUUUAGUUAAAAUUGUUACCGAAAAGGACAAUCCGUUCGAUGGAGUAAAUUCAAAAUGGAAUUAUGGCUUUGAUAAUAAAUCUCAACAGCCAUAUCUUUACCAACAACAACAGAAUUCUCCUACACGAUAUUAUUAUGUUCCUUAUGAAAAUCUUCAAUCAUUAAAAUCUAAACUUGAUUACGUGCAGGCUAAUGCACUAGGAAUUGCAAUUUUCGAUAUAAAUAAAGAUACAGACGAUGGAAAAUUAAUGAAUUUCAUAAUAGAUGGUACUAAUCCACCUAACUCAUCUUCGAAACCAACUCAGCCUACAUCCACAUCCACAUCAUUUACAUCUCAAUCAUCUCCAGGUGCAAUAGUGGGUGGUAUAAUAGGCUCCUUAGUUUUUGUUAGCGUAAUAGUAGCAGCUGGCUUCAUAUUAUAUCGAAGAUACGGAGCGAAAACGUCUAAUCUACUCAUAGAUACGAAUAAUCAGACUUGCUCUGAUACAAAUCCUCAGAUUUACUCUGAUAUAAAUCGUCAGGUUCGUCCGGACACAAAUAACCAACUUCCUCUAUAA
Messenger RNA from Racocetra fulgida, 662 nucleotides. The record is from the annotation of a GenBank genome assembly. NCBI's taxonomy places the organism in Eukaryota, Fungi, Glomeromycota, Glomeromycetes, Diversisporales, Gigasporaceae.